Messenger RNA from Lingula anatina, 3405 nucleotides. RefSeq lists its product as uncharacterized. NCBI's taxonomy places the organism in Eukaryota, Metazoa, Brachiopoda, Lingulata, Lingulida, Lingulidae. The record is from RefSeq and is a predicted model, not a curated record.
CAGAUGUCUUUGUAUGUUUUUAACUUCUGUCUUCAGCUCCUCAAAAACAUGGCGUUGUUUCAGUACCUUGCAUGUGUCCUUUGCUUGUUGUAUUCCUCAGCGAGCGAGUUCAUUCAGAAUGGAAGAGAUUUUACACAUAACGUUGACUUGAAGCAUGACGUGACUGGGGAGAAACUGCAGGUGAAAAGUUUUGGCAGGCUGGCCAAUAUCAUUACCCUGGAUCACACUGACGGGGUUAAGCGGGUACUGUGUAAGGGUCCCAAAAUCUUGGUAAUCGUGAACCACAGCAGCCUGGCGUCCUCCUGGUCUCCCGGUGACAUCGUGAUGGGUAGCAGUAAGUGGGGGUGCUACCUCAGCCCACCUCCUAACAGCGUUGCGGGGAUACACCGUAAAAUAGACGAGAUAAAGAUUCGAUCCGAGAAAAAAGUUGAACUGUCAACUUCUAUUGCAAAUUUUGCAGAUAUGUUUGAACAUGCAAAGGUUUUCUAUCGACACGAACCCGGAAAACUGACAAACGGCACACACCAUCGCCAAAAACGAAAAGAUUGGUGGAAUGCGUUUCCCGAACCGGUCCAAUAUGCUAAGGAAGUUUUAACAGAGAAAUUGACGCCAAUCCAUUGGAGUGUUCACAAAGGAGGCGUAGGAAGCAACUUUAAUUAUGACCCGUCAUCGGGGAUUGCGGGUGGGAAAUUUGACGCCAAAGUGAGCCGUCAGAAGGACUUGUCAUUUGAAAGCGAAAGCACGCUCCUUGAUCAUGACCGUUCUCAAGAAUCUCCUGGGAAGAACCGGGAGAUAAAUAAUGUUGCAAUGGAACUUGACUGUAUGUCCUGCUAUGCAUAUUUUGAUAGUGCCUUUACGUUUGAACUGGAAAUUGAUGUAGAUCCUGAGACCAGAAGGGGACGCUUUAAACAUUAUUUGCUGCAGUUUGAUGCCGAAGCUAAAGUACAAUAUGAGCUGGAAUUCAAAGUUACUGAUGAAUUUUCGGCGGAAUUGGAAAUGUUGCUAUGGAAGGGGAAAACUAUUCCUCUCAUCUCUUUUCCUCUCAUCCCACUCCCUUUUGGUGCGACUGUAUCAUUGGAAGUGUCUGUCAAUGCUGCAUUAUGGUUUGAAGCCAAGUUUCAAGCAAACACGGAGUUUUCGAUGGCACUUGGCUUCACCUCUCUUGCAAAAUACACCCUGACACAUUCAAAGGAAAAGGGUUUGACCUCUACUUCGGUAUUAAGACCGUUUUCACGGCUCCCAUCUACCGUAAAUCAUAAUGCAAAUGUUGAAGGGGAAGUGUCUAUCUACCCUAAGUUUGAAAUAGAUGUGAGCAUUUCCUGGGGCUUUGGUGACCUCUUCAACAUUGCCUUUACCGCACCGUUGGAAAUAAGCCUUAAGCCUGAGGUGAAAAUAACAUUUGGUUUUGAGAAAGAGUUGGGUGCACUUGCAACAGGACGUCUUUUAGUCGAAGGUGGCUUGGCACUUGCUGUAGCUGAGAAGGAACCCGUCAGCGUCAGUGUUGUGGCGAUGGGAACAACAUGGUGGAAACGCGUGUUUUACCACGACACUAUAAAUGGACCAAUCCGCUUAACUGAAGACUUCACGCUUGUGAACAAGCGGUCCAUGGUCUGUAUGGCUCAGAAGAAUGGAAGUCGGCGUAAACGGGACGUGAAGAGAAUAAAUCUCUGCCCAAUAAGUACCGAGUACCAAACAGGGGAUAAAAUAAACAGUCAUAUGCAAAGCAAGUUUGCUAUGUUGAGAGAAUUGGUAGAAAGCGUUACAGAAAAAGAUUUAGAGGUGAUUGGAAACGCUGACGGUGGUUAUACCGCAGUUAUAAGACUCCGGGCAGCCACUGAGACAGACAUGCGUUUACUAGAGGAAUGGACGUCGUGUGGCCAUGUUUUUUGUAAUUCCAAAAGACUUCUUGAUAAUACUUUGGCCAUAAGGAUCUCAAGGGAUACAGUAAAGAAUACACACGAUGAAUACAGCGAUAACGCAGGCGACCCUACACUAUCCCAAGUAGCAGAAAACGCGUUGCGCGUUUACAUUUUACCAGUGGGUCAGGGUGAUGCAACAGUUAUUCAGUGUCCGAGAAGUGGGCACAUUACAUUUAUAGACAUGGGUUCCAUUUCUUCCAAAUCGUCCGGAUACUGGAAAGCUGCAAAAGUCAGUCGCUUUUUAGGAAGUGGAAUAAAAAAACUAAGGCGGGUUUAUAUCACACACGCCGACGAAGACCAUGUGAACAUGCUUCAGCCUGUUCUAAACGCACAUGGGUUGUGGUCCGAAAUUAACCCCAAUGUGACGCUUAUCAUACCGCAACAUGCUAACUCGAGAGUAUCAACCUUUUUUGAAGAAAGGAAUGUGAGGAGAAUAGGGCGCUGUCUCUUGAAUGAAUGUAAUAAGGAAACGUAUGAUCCGAACAUAUGUUCCGACAGUGCACAAAUACACAUUUUGUCAUCUGGCCAAGGUCCCUCUAAAAACAACGGAGGCUUAGUGCUACGUUUGACGUACAAAGGUCAAAGCAUGUUGUUUCCUGGAGAUAUGGGCAGUGAGGCACACCUUCUGAAUUCAGGACAAAUAGCAUCAACUGUAUACAAAUUAGCACAGUACGGUGCUUCCACAUCUGGCUCCAACAUUGACUCCUUUUUGGGAGCUGUUAACCCGUCUGUUGUUGUUAGUAACGGUGACCCUCAGUAUAACCCCGCUAUACGACACCCACGAUGUGACGUUUUGCAAAAAGUUAAAAGUCGUUUGCAGGAAAAACACUCUAAUAUAGAAUUUUCUUCGCAAAGGACGUAUUCUUGUGGUGGAAGUAAGUAUGGUGAAUAUGAAAAUGAAAUCCCUACUGAUGAUCUUCCUGUUUUUACCUCAACGCCAACAAAUACGUCAUUAAACCUGAUACAAAUUGACUUUAAGAACGGAAAUGUGCGCGUCACAAGUACCAUACGUGAUAUUGUGACACCUCAAGAGAAAGGAAUUGGACAUGGCACUGCGUCUGGGACGAAAAAGAGAAGUCCUCCACAAUAUUUACUCAGAAUGGAAUGUGAUGCAACAGAACCCCCAAAAGGUAGUGGAGACGUUUCCCUGGAAGAAGUGUGUUUGCCAAUGGAGGCAAAAAUUACCCGGGACAGUGAUCGAUUUGAAAGUCUCGUUCAGUACACUUAUGGAGAUGUUAUGUUCGAAGAUAAUGAACGCUUCAGCAACUGGUGUGGCAACCCAGGAAGACGCUGCAGUGAUUGUCUAGAUGAAGCCUUUAAUGACAACUGGGCCAGCUGUGCUGACAGAAUGAUGGCCCCUAAAAUGGUGUUUCUUAUUCGGCGUUUGGCGGCACUUGUUUACCAGACAUGGCCGGAUGACGAUGAUGAUAAAACGGGUACAAUUAAGAUAAGGAACGUCAUGGAAUAUUCAUUCAAAAAUCGAUAG